This is a messenger RNA of Cuscuta campestris, 2118 nucleotides long. NCBI's taxonomy places the organism in Eukaryota, Viridiplantae, Streptophyta, Magnoliopsida, Solanales, Convolvulaceae. The record is from the annotation of a GenBank genome assembly.
GAGCGUCCUCCAGUAAUGAUUCAUGGACAUAACUAUAAUCAGAGAUAAUCUCAUGGGAUGGAUGUUCAACAUCGAUGUGUAACGGAUUAGUUUGUGCCGCACUCGUCCUUUUCUUCCUUGGAUGAGUGUCAAUCGAACCAAGUGGCCUUCCUCUCUUCCUUUGAGGAGCCACGGCCUCACCCACACUUCCACUCAGUGUGGAUCAUAGGAUGGUCGUGAUCCUGUUUUUACUAAUGAGCAGGCUUUACAAAAGGAUUUGUGGACAUGUGACAUUGUCAAAAAAUUAUUUUGAGACGAGGACGAUGCUUCAAUUUCUUUAGAAGGCAUUUGUCGCAGUUGGGCAAGAUUGGGCCGACCGCUUUUCAAGCUGUCGGGUUUUUGUUUCGCUUUGUCCUUGCCUCGAAAGAAAGGAUGACCGUGAGAGUUUUUUAGGAUACGAAUCAUCAUGUCACGACCAGGAUGCCCUAAUUGAUCAUGCCAAAGUCUAUAUCGUUCAGUAUCCCUUAUGUCAUCAUGACUUAAAGAAUAAGAUUCAAUUAUUCGAAUUGUAGUGAUAUACAGUCCACUACUCUUACCCUUAAACUUCUCUAAGAUGCACUUUCUUCUGCAUUCAUUAGAAGUAAUGUAAAGAACUGGAACACAUAAUGCAUAUAAAAAAUAGGGGCAUAAAUCCCGUAAUUUAUUUAAAUUGAAUGCAAAUUUAAAACAAUUCCACAUAGUCUAAAAAUGCAAUAAAUAGUCUUCAAAACACUCUUAGGAAAUCGGCAGAGACAAAAAAAAUUAUUCUAAAAACAUCAUGCAUGGAGAGAAUGAAUAUAGUGUAUCAAUCAAAAUCAGGUGUAUCCAUUGAGUGCACAUUAUCCCCCUUGUUCGUAAAGUGUGCAAGGGUAAUGCUCUCUAGAUUGGAGAUAUUUCUUGUAGCAGGCUGCAACUUUGUUACUACCAUGUGUGUACAUGAGGAAUAGUUAUUUUGGCAUUGAAACAGAGCAAAAAAAACAGUGUAUAUUUUCAAUUUGUGCCAAAUCCACUUUAAAAAAAAUUUCGUGAAGUCAUUAGCCGUGAACUAAAUAUGACUAUCAUAAUAUGAUUAUCACAAAUAAAGUCGCAUAAACUAGAGUCAUAAACCUCAAUUUGGAAUUUGUUUGGUGUCUUCACUUGAAGACAUUCCCUAGACAGUGUUUUGCCUUUUUUUUUGACAAAAGCUGUAGUGUAGUUUUUCAUAAAAAAUAAUAAUUUGAGUAUAAGAAGUUUCAACAAUGGGAGUAAAUUAUUUGAGUUGAAAAAUGAACUACACCGUUACAGUAAAACAUUGGAAUGUAUUACCCACAAUAAACAUACCAAAUGUAUUAAAAUAAAUUAAAUAAAAAGGAAACUGAUUUAAUGUAAAGAUUUAUUACAUAUUUUCCAGAAAAAAAAAUGCAAGUUCCAAUGCAUAUAAAAUCCCAAAAAAACAGUCUUUGACAGAAUUUGGGUAAAAUCCGUGAUUUUAAUCCAUGGCAAUCAAACUAAGAUUACAAAAAAAAUGUAAAAUGAUUUCAGCUAUAUCACAUAGAGAUCACACAAAAGAAAACAGCAAAUUGGGUUUAUGUAAUCAGGAUUUAAGAGCGCACAUAUGCAUCGUAAUUCAAUAGCAAUAAUUUGGGGGGGAAAAAACCUGGACCGUAGGUGCGAGAUGCUGUGCAAAUUGGUUGGGGUCGUGCGAUGGGAAGAAAACCGCAGUUGCUGUGCGAUAGACUGAGAUUUCGGGGAGACGGGAAAAAAAAACCUCUGAUUGACACAGAUUUCUGGUGCUGGUUCUUCCGAUUUGGCCCUCGCGGUCGUCUGCGCCUCACGAUCGGGAAGAAGGCUUCUCCUUCAGAUUUGGUUCACGAUGUUCGACGGCGACUGGCGAUGGUGGCGUGGGGAAACUCAGACGCUUGGAAUCGCAGACCUGGCGGCGGGGUCCUUCCGAUUUGAUGCGCGAUGGGGGAUCGCAGAGGAGCAGAGGAGAACGGCGAUGGGUGGUCUUUUCCUCUGCGAUGUACAGUGGAGAUCGGCGGAGAAAAGAACAGGAGAGAGGGUGGCGGACGGAAAAAAAUUAGGGUUUUUCUAGAGCUCAGUGCUGAUAACCUGUUGUGG